Messenger RNA from Dimorphilus gyrociliatus, 1263 nucleotides. The record is from the annotation of a GenBank genome assembly. Lineage: Eukaryota; Metazoa; Annelida; Polychaeta; Dinophilidae.
GAAAAAAUCACUCGAACGUUUACAACAUCGAUUUGUAGGUAUACACUUCUCUCCUAUCCUUUGCAUGACGGUGGCGCCCCUUUUCCCGUUGACUUUAGUCAACAUAUGGAUAAGCGGUUGCGACAUUAUUUUAAAUAAUUUCAUCGAAUAAUUCCGUAUAAUGAUUUAAAGAAGAUUCUAAAGUGAGUAACUGAUUGGUAAAUAAAAGAGAAAUUAUGGCCAACGAUACACUUUGCACACCAACUGAUGAAGAAUUUCUCGAGUUAAAAGAACGAUGCAAGCCGCUCUUUGAUGAGGAUCCUACACAGUACCACGAUGAUGCCUCUCUUUGGAGAUUUCUCAAGGCUUUUAAAACUAGUGAAUUUGCUUAUAAAAUGCUUUUGAAAACGAAUAAAUGGCGGGAGGAAAUGAAAGUUGACGAAUUGAAUAUUACUGAUCCAGAUGUUGAGAAAGAAUUUGCAACUGGAAAAGGUGUAUUACUCAGCCAGAAGGAUAAUUCAGGGAGACCGAUACUUUACAUAUCUGCAAAAAAGCACAACGCAUACGAACGAGAUAUAGAUGCUUCUACAAAAUUUAUAGUCUAUAUGUUAGAGAAGGCUGUUAAAAAAUGUACUCCAGAAUGCGAUAAUUUAUGUAUCGCUUUCGAUCUCAAAGAUUUUUGCAUGUCGAAUAUGGAUUAUCAAUUUGUGAAACAACUCAUCACUGUUUUAGGCAAGUACUAUCCGGAAAGGUUGGGUAUCUGUCUUAUACUCAAUGCCCCAAUGAUAUUUUACGGAUGCUGGGCAAUAAUUAGACCAUGGUUAGUAAAAAUAUUCGCCAAACUGUUUUAUCCCAGGUCUGAAAAUAUAUCCUACUUAUGACGAUUAUAAGGAAAAGUCGAGUCCGAUUUCAAGAACAAAACAUUAAUUAUGCUAACAAAUUUUUUCUCGUUCUGUUUUGCAGGCUUCACGAUGGUACUGUAAGUAAAGUCACUUUCGUAUAUAAUGAAAAGCAAUUAGAAGAAUAUCUUGAUCCAACUUGCUUACCAACAGAAGAUUGAAGAUUGAGCAUUAGCAUAAAGCAACGCCAAGGUAUAGAAAAUUUUAAUCGCUAUUCCUAAGCACAAAAUGCCUUGAGUAUUUCUGGUCGACAAAUGAUACUAAGAAGCCAUUUUAAUGCAUAUCUCUGUACAUAAAUUGAGAAAUAUACAUAUACAUAUAUAUAUAUAUAUAUCUACACCAUAUAGUGUAAAUUUUAAUGCUCUAAAUAUAGAUUCUAGAAAGA